GCGCGCACCCCGCUGUCACCCGGCCAGUGUGCCGGCGCCCCGACCCACGACCGCACGGCAUUCCCCGGGGCUCCGGCGUUUAGCAUCGAAAGAUCGGGAAACCACUUAUUUCGAAUAGGACGUGUAGAGCUGGCAUCAGCGCGCGCAGAUAUGAAAUUAAUAGAGAUGGAAAUCGCGCCCGAGGGGAAGAACUUUCGAUUGGUAACGGAAGACGAGCUCCCGGCGGUUGGCGAUGUUCUAGUGCAGUAUAUGCCUGAAUCUCUUAAGUUUCAUCAGACGAUUCAAACAUAUCUAAACAACAAGGUGUGGGACUUCCAUUUUUAUGUUGCGAAGAAUUGGCCUGAGGACCCGAUUUGCCUGCAUUUCCCCGGAUGUACUGGAUCGCCAAACAUCGCCAACGAUAUAUUUGAAAGCGUGACCGUGUUCUGCCCCUCUGAGCGCGCGGAGCUGGUCGACCUCCUCACGUCAGAAGACAUCCUCCUGGACCUGACGCAGCCGCUAUACCUGAACUUUACGCACGAGGCCAUCGUGAACCGCUUCGAGCGUGUGUACGAGGCCCAUGACAAGAUUACUGGAGAUGUUUAUGCGUGCGUCACGCCGCCGCCGGAUAAUGCUGCUGAUGAGCUCCCACCGGACGUGGAGCUACUCCGCCUGCAGCCCGAAGACAUGAAGGCGGUGUACGACCUGUACCCGGCCAGCGACAUCGAGUGUCGCGAGGUGUUCGAGAAGUUGGUCGCAGAGCUGCCGGCCUACGGCAUCUUUGUUGAGGGCCAGUUGGCAGCAUGGAUGGUGCAGUCCUACUAUGGCGCUAUGUUUUCAAUGCAGACUCGUCCGGAAUUCCGCAGGAAAGGGUACGGAAUAUACCUAGCGCGGCGCCUGACCCGCGAGGUGGCGGCGCGCGGCUACCAGCCCUUCGUGGUGAUCCGGCCGGAGAACGACGCGUCGCGGAACCUGUACCUGAAGCUCGGCUUCGAGAAGCGCUUCCGGACCGUGCGCGCCGUGCUCCGCCCCCGUUAGCCUGAUAAACGUUAAUCACUAGCAGAUUUUAUUUUUUUAACAAUUUUGAAAUCAAAUUUAGCUUGCGAUCAUUGAUCGCUUAGAGAAUUUUAGUAGUAGCUUUAAGAUUGAACAGCUAGCGCUCUCGGCUUUGGAUCUCUUGGGCAGUCUUUAAGCGUUUCAACGUUACCGACGCAGUGCGAGGAUGACCUUCCUGAAGAAUUAACGGGCAUUUCAUUAAAUUGCGUCCAAAUCUGGCCAACAUGCCGCAAACCUUCUUACGAUAAAGCUCGCUAACUGCUUCCGUAGAUUUCGUAGUGCUACCUGCAGAUGUGCUGUGGAUGCACGUUUAGCCUUUAUUGUCCAGAUCCUGAAGAAAAUAAUAGUAAUGAAACCUUUGAAACGCUCAAAGAUUGACUCUGGCCUUUCGAAUCAUGCUUGGCCGCGUGCAAUCAACGAAUGGCCCACUUUUCCCAGCGUAGACACUUUAGCUUCGGCCAAAGACGAGAGCCGUAGCUGAAACUGCGAUUGGCGCCAUAUAGUUACCUGAUCGCACUAUGAUUCAUUCUAACCUGUCUUGAAUUGUAGUAGAGCCAAAAUUAUCUGAAAUUAUGAAUAUUA
This is a messenger RNA of Cydia pomonella (codling moth), 1617 nucleotides long. RefSeq lists its product as uncharacterized. Gene Ontology annotation, molecular function: acyltransferase activity, transferring groups other than amino-acyl groups. Bases 151 to 1017 code for a protein of 288 amino acids. The transcript has 7 exons. The record is from RefSeq and is a predicted model, not a curated record. Lineage: Eukaryota; Metazoa; Arthropoda; Insecta; Lepidoptera; Tortricidae.